Messenger RNA from Fusarium vanettenii 77-13-4, 1461 nucleotides. RefSeq lists its product as uncharacterized. The coding region runs from base 1 to 1461 and encodes 486 amino acids. Lineage: Eukaryota; Fungi; Ascomycota; Sordariomycetes; Hypocreales; Nectriaceae. The record is from RefSeq and is a predicted model, not a curated record. The transcript has 3 exons.
AUGACUUCAGCGAAAAAGAUUGAUAUCGGGUCUUUGGCUGGGGCUGCCUUGGUCUCCAAGGACGUCGCCUCGCUAGACGUUGUGCAAGAGCAGAUUCGCAUACUGCAUCUCGAGCCUGGAUGGGGCUCUACUCUUAUCUCUUGCACUAUCCAUCGCAUUUCUCUGACUUCUGAUCCGCCUCCAAAGUAUGAGGCGCUCAGCUACACAUGGGGUGAUCCCAAAGUUACCCGGGAGGUCAUCGUGAAUGGCUACUUAGUUAACGUCACCUUUAACCUCUACUCGGCACUCUAUCGUCUUCGUCAACCUGAAAAGAUACGUAUCCUGUGGGUUGAUGCGCUGUGCAUUAAUCAGACUGAUGUGGAUGAGCGUGGUCAGCAGGCGAGUUCUAACAUGAUAGAGACGGUUCAAGAAUGCGUUCUUCCUCAAAGAGCAACAUUUAUAUACGGUCCUGUCUCGAUCGAACUGAAAUUCAUGCUUCAAGCAUUUUCUGCUUUGAGUCGUCACAUGUUGGCAGACUGCUGCAGUACAACGAGUGCGCAGACAAACCCAGAACUCAUGCCCCAUCUUCGCAAGCUAGGCCUCGCCAUGAGGCCCAUUGACCAGCUCAGAAACGAUCGAAGGGAAGGACCCGAGAUUUCUCUGUGGACGGCCUUGAGCUUUACUCGGUCCCGUUUCGCUACCGACGAUCGUGAUCGUGUCUUUGGUGUGCUCGGUCUCGUUAAUUCGUGGAUGAGAGAGCCCAUCAUGCCAAACUACAGGGCCAAGACUGAGGAAAUCUACACACUGGCAACCCUUGACGAGGUACUCGCAACAAACAGUCUAUCGCCUCUGCAUUUUCCGCUGCAAAAGGAUGUUUACCAAGAUGUUCCUUCCAACCCUUCGAGACUACACAAAACCGGCGAGCCUUUUCUCGAUGCUUUCUGGAAGUGUCUUUGCUGGGAUCUUGUCCUUUCGGUGGACGGACCAGCUGAAAAAGCUCAUUUUAGGAGAUCAAAGGAAACUACAGAUAGCUACGAGGCUUUUAUGGCAUUUGCUCCAGUAUCGCCUUACUCGGUAUUCCAUCCGGAGGGUCUUUCUCCAGAGGACCGAGAGGCAGCUGUGCGCUUUGAUCCAAGGUUUGACAUUGGCCAAUAUGCUGGAACGCAGGAGCACACAUCGGAAACCUUCGUCACGGAGCAGUUGAUUGGAGGCAUAACUUUGAACACGGCCAUGUUUGCGACUGAGUCUGGGUACUUGGGACUGGGACCUGCCGAGACGCAGGUCGGAGACGAAGUGUGGUGCCUAUUUGGUAGUUGGAUGCCUUUUGUGCUAAGGCCAACGGGAAAGACCCGAGAAGUCGCCGAUGGAGAAGGAGAAAAGCCGUUGAAUUCGGUCUUGGGGAUCUGCUAUGUACAUGGGGUUAUGGAUGGUGAAGUUGCCGAUGACGAGAAUCUACCCAUCGAGACGGUCUACCUUGCUUAG